Molecule: messenger RNA, 3060 nt
Organism: Trematomus bernacchii (emerald rockcod)
Lineage: Eukaryota; Metazoa; Chordata; Actinopteri; Perciformes; Nototheniidae
Molecular function (GO): nucleic acid binding
Source: RefSeq, a predicted model, not a curated record
AUGGCUCAUCCAUGUAGCGCCUGUAUGGCUUCUCUCGAGCCCGAGGAUGGCCAUGACCGCUGCCCCUCUUGCCUUUGUCUCGAGCAUUUGAGGGAGGGUCUCACGCAGGACGCCUGCAUGAACUGUAGCUGCAUGCCUUGGGCCCUUAGAGCGGCCAGAGUCGCAGAGGUGGAGCGUCUAGCAGCAGCCAACGGACACCUCUCCUUGUCGCAUCUUCCCCCAGGUCAGUUUGGCCGUUCCCGGCGACCCGAGGGAGCGAUGGCUACGGGUUUGCCCCCCAACAGGAGGACUAGGAACAGGCUGUCCUCUAAGGUGGAUCGGUUAGCCGCCGACAUGGACAUGAUGAAGUCGCUCCUCUUAGCCCUUCAACCAGGGGCCGGUAUAGGGGCUGCUGGCUUGCCGCCUGCCCCUGCUUCGGUUGCCGCACCUCUGCAUGAGGAUGCCAUGUCAUUAGCGGCCUCGGCUAACCUCUUCAAUGAAGAGGUGGAGGACGAGGCCCCGCUCACUCCCGGGGAGGCUUCCCAAUCCUCUGCUCAGGGCUCUCUGCAGGGCGUGGAGGACGCCUCCAUGGCGGCCAUUAUUCGUGCGGCCCUGGCACAUUUGCAGCUUCCGGAGUACCUGAGGGAGCUCCAUGCAUGCUGGAGAGACACCAAGGCCCUCUCCCGCUUCAGCUCUGAUGCCCGGACCCUGGCUGCCAUGCAGGAUCCGGCGAGGGUUGGGCUGGGUCGCAUACCACCCAUCGAGCCUGCCAUCGCCUCCCUGAUUCUGGCUCCUGAUGAGGCCCUAAGGCCUGAUGCCAGGUGCCCUCGGCCUCAGUGCAGGGUCACUGACGAACUGCUCUGUAAGGCCUACGAUGCAGCGGCACGCAUGGGUCGUAUCGGGAACUCUCUCUCCCAUCUAAUGCUGGCCGCCUCCGCCUCUCUGCAGCAGGCUUCGGCCAAGGGUCCUGAAGUCCCGGGGCCGGUCGUCGGCUGCUUUUCCCAGCAGCAGCUCAGCUACUGGGCUGCCUGUACUACCGACCCUUGGGUGGUUUCCACCCUAACCCAGGGAUACGAAUUGCAGUUCCGACGCCGGCCCCUAGCCUUCGGCCGGGUCAAGAUGACAGUUGUCAGCGACCCGGCGAAGGCCUUAGCUCUGGCCCAAGAGCUGUCCGUCCUCUUGGCCAAGGGCGCAAUCGAGCCAGUGGACCCCCUGCUUCAGUCCGGGGGGUUCUACUCGGCGUACUUUCUGGUGAGCAAGAAAGUCGGCGGAUUUCGUCCAGCACUGGACCUCAGAGGAAUCAACAGAUUCCUGAAGGUGCUGCCCUUCCACAUGCUGACCACAGCAGACACCCUCCGUGUUGUCACACAGGGGGAGUGGUUCACAACCGUGGACUUGAGGGACGCCUACUUCCACGUGCCGAUUGCGUCCCACCACCGAAAGUUCCUGAGGUUUGCCUUUCAGGGCCAGCAUUAUCAGUUCCGGGUACUUCCCUUCGGUCUCUCCCUCUCUCCAAGGGUGUUUACCAGGGUCGUGGCGGCAGCUCUCGCACCCCUGCAGGCACAGGGCAUGAAGGUCCUGCCGUACCUAGACGACUGGCUGGUUUGUGCGCCGUCCCGGUCCCAAGUGGCCCAGGAUCCGGCGCGCCUCUUAUGUCACGUAGCCCGGUUGGGCCUGACAGUAAACACCGGGAAGAGCUGCCUGGUCCCCUCCCAACGGGUCACUUACCUGGGGUUGGUCCUAGAUUCGGUCGCCAUGAGGGCCUGUCUGACACCUCGUCGUGUGGACGACAUUUCCCACCUUCUCCCCAUCUUCAGGCUGGGCAAGAAUGUGCCUUACAUUCAGUUCCUCCGGCUCUUGGGCAGACUGACGGCUGCCUCAGCCGUUGUGCCCUUAGGUCUGCUGUCGCUGCGCCCUAUGCAGAUGUGGCUGAACAGCCUUCACUUGGACGCCAAGUGGCACAGGCACAGGAAGGUCAGGGUGUCGCACCAGUGCCUUCACUCUCUGUCACGCUGGAGAAACAGGGCCUAUCUUCUGAUGGGCGCGCCCAUGGGCGCCAUCCCAUCCCUCCGGGAGACUGUCACUGUAGAUGCAUGUCUCUCAGGGUGGGGUGCGGUGUGGCAGGGCAGGACUGUUCAGGGUCUGUGGUCCGCCCAGGAAGGUGCAUAUCACAUCAACGUGCUAGAGCUUCGCACUGUGCUGCUUGCGCUCAGGCACUUUUUACCCCAACUGACGGACAGGCAUGUUCUUGUUCAUUCGGACAACAUGUCCGCGGUCUCCCAGAUCAACCACCAGGGGGGCACCAGGUCCGCACAGCUGCUCCGGGUUUCACAGAGCCUCUUGUCUUGGGCGUCUCCCCGCUUGGCCAGCCUGCGGGCAGUCUUUCUACCAGGGGACCAAAAUCAGGUGGCAGAUUUCCUCUCUCGGCACAAACCUCCACUAGGGGAGUGGAGGCUUCACCCAGAAGUGGUGGAGACAAUCUGGAGCCUUUUCGGCAGGGCCGAGGUGGACCUCUUUGCCUCGGAGGAGUCGAGGCACUGCCCCCUCUGGUUCUCCUGGGCAGAGGUGACCAGCCCAAUGGGGCAGGACGCUCUGGCACACGACUGGCCAGACAGUCUCCUGUACGCCUUCCCGCUCCCGCUGUUAUUACAGAUGCUUCAGAGGGUCCUUACUCAGGGGCACAGGCUCCUUCUGGUCGCCCCCCGCUGGCCGGGGAGAGUUUGGUUCCCGCUGCUGCGCAGUCUCUCACCAUGGCGCCUCCCCGACAGGAAGGACCUUCUGUCACAGCUCAGGGGUCAGAUCUGGCAUCCCGACCCUCACCGCCUUCAGCUCUGGGCUUGGCCUCUGCGGGGCCCAACCCACUGUUGAGCGCUUUUUCGGCAUCGGUCAGGGAAACUAUCCUGAAUGCCAGAGCACCAUCCACUCGAGCACAGUACGAGUGCAAAUGGAAGCUCUUCUCCCACUGGUGUUUGGGUAAGGCUGAGAAUCCGGGGCAUUGCUCUGUGGCCACCAUUCUGGAGUUCCUGCAGUCCCUUCUGGAUAGUGGACGUUCUCACUCCACUUUGAAGAUAUAUACGGCUG